UUAAUGAAACAACACAAGGAGAUGAAAAUAUAUAAGGAACUAAAAAUGCAAUACAUAUAAAUAAGAAACUCAAUACCAGAGUUAUAUAUUAUCAGGAGGAGAAACUGUAAUUGUACUACAGUCGGACUAUUAAGGAUUUGUUAACGUAUAGGACUAUCAUGGAGAGAAAAUCAUUCUUGAGUGCUAUCUUCAUUGUUCUUUUGGUUUCGCCUGCUUCCAUAAUGGCCAAAACUUUAGAAGAAGUAAAUGAGACAAGAAACAAACGACAAGCCCAGGCUUUGUUGCCUAUAGCAUCGUACGCAGGGCUGACCGUAUCAGCCCCAGUCUUUGCUGCUUUGGUGACCGUAUACGGAGCCUACGCCCUUUACAGAUACAACAUAAGGAGGAGAGAAAAUUCCUACCAAAGAAUAAGGAGUGACCAUGACAGUCAUUCGUGUGCUAACAACCGAGGGUGGUGCAGACCGACCUGCUUUUCUCACGAAUACACCGACUGGUUUAACAAUGAUGUGUGUGGAUCAUACAGGUGCUGCAGACCCGGACGGAGUGGAUAAACUAUGCAUGCAGAGAUUACUGAGCCACGUCAAUAUAAAACUGAUUAAUUUCAAAUCGUCAUUGAUAGAAACUGUUCACAUAAUUUUUCUUCUGAUUUAAACUGUUAUACAAUUAUAUUAUUUCAGAGCUUUUGGUAUUAUAGUAUUUGUUUGGUUGUUUUAUCGUCAUAAAUUCUUUCAACUUU
This is a messenger RNA of Magallana angulata, 736 nucleotides long. RefSeq names its product big defensin-like. NCBI's taxonomy places the organism in Eukaryota, Metazoa, Mollusca, Bivalvia, Ostreida, Ostreidae. The coding region runs from base 159 to 551 and encodes 130 amino acids. The record is from RefSeq and is a predicted model, not a curated record. The transcript has 3 exons.